AUGUCUGCUGAAGAUAACUUUGAGGAAGCCUGUGGAUCCUUGUUGGCAUCAAAGGCAAAACACAAUCCCUUAUUAACUGAGGAAGAUGAUGAAGACUUUUUUGAAGAUUGCAUGGAGGAGAUUGAGGCUGCCCUUACUCAUCCUGAAAAUUCAAUAACCUAUUCACAGAAAUGUAAGGAUGCAUUGCAUGCUGAAUUCAGUGGACUUAUGAGGCAGAUGCUAACACAGCUAGAUGACUUUGAAGCCACCCAUGAGACCCAGUCUACACCAGCUUUCUUCACAGACAGUGAGGAUAUUUUGAAAGAAAGUGCCUUUCAAGACACCAGCAAGUAUGGAAGCUGUAUUGCAGAGACAGCAGAAUUCAUGGCAGUAGAUAAGUCUGAUGACUAUAUGGUCGAAGCCCCACAGCUAUGUCCAACCAUGGAGAUAAAAGAGAUUGGGAAAACCUUUGAGUUCUGCAUUGAGGAGGUAAGCCGUCUAGAACGAAGAAGAGAGGAGUUAGUACAGGAGCUUCUGGAGCUGGAGAAGCCAAUGGAAGAGGAGGUUCAGGUGUUGAGGGGUAAACUGGGAGAGGCCCAGAAGCUCCUCAUCCAGUCCAGGCUUCAGAAGCAGAAUUUGCAUGCUGAGACGCUACUGUUUAAGAGACGUUUGUUUGCUGCUGCUAGAGACUGUGCACAGAGCCAAAUGGCACUGGAUAUACAGCAAAAAGAGGUGGAGCAGCUAAACCAAGAACAGGAGGAGAUUAAGGCCCAUGUUGUGGACCUGACUGAAGUAAUCACCAAGCUUCGUUCUGAACACCAAAGUCAACUACAGGCCCUGAAUGAUCAGAAGGACCACAUUACUCAGGAAUCCAGCAAAGACAAGACACACUCGUACCUGUCCCAGAGCCGACGAGCAUCCCAGGAUCUUCAACAGUAUCUCCAGGGUGAAAUCAAAGCCCUGGAGGAGUGGUAUGAGCCCCGACUGGUAGCCUUACUCAAGAGACAACAAAGCAGUGCUGAAGCUUUAAGUAAAUACAGAGAGCAGUGCCAGGAACUGAAAACCAAGCUUGAGCCCCUGAGAGACGAAGAGCAAAAGCUUGCACUCGAGAAGGCACGACUGGAGGAGCGCAUUUGUUUGAUGGAAAGACAAAGAAAGGAAAACGUAGAGCAAUAUCGUAAAACAAUAAAUCGUCUUGAGGAGAGCAGUCGAGAACUGAAAACUGAGCUUCAGCUACAGAUAAAAAAGAUCAAGGAGACAGAGGAAUUGAAAAACAGCCUGGCCAAGCAGCUAUUCUUAUAUAGGCAAAGCAUAGAGGGACAGCACUCACAGGAAAUUCCUCUGAUGGAAGAGAAACCUUGAACAAUGACAGCUCCUCACUACCAGUCAUGUUGUUUUGAGGUGUUUCUGAACUAUGCAGUACGGUUGGCUUGCUUUAUUCUUGUGUAAAUAUUACCGAAUUAAACUGUCACAUCAACAGUAUAAACAUGCAUGUGUGUGCACUUUACAAAUAUUCCAAAACAGGCAGUGGGCAACAUGACAUCCACCAGCAGCACUCAACCUCUGCAGUGUUCUAUCAUUGAAGAAUGUGUGACAGAAACUGGCCAGAUUUUUAUCUGCCCACUUUAAUGUCUCCAAUGUUUUAGAUGUACCUGCAGUGUUAACAGAGUGAGUCAGAGUGGACAAAAUAAAGUU
Trichomycterus rosablanca is the source of this 1674-nucleotide messenger RNA. RefSeq names its product syncoilin, intermediate filament protein (gene sync). Bases 1 to 1341 code for a protein of 446 amino acids. NCBI's taxonomy places the organism in Eukaryota, Metazoa, Chordata, Actinopteri, Siluriformes, Trichomycteridae. The record is from RefSeq and is a predicted model, not a curated record. The transcript has 4 exons. Gene Ontology annotation, cellular component: intermediate filament.